This is a messenger RNA of Vicia faba (fava bean), 558 nucleotides long. NCBI's taxonomy places the organism in Eukaryota, Viridiplantae, Streptophyta, Magnoliopsida, Fabales, Fabaceae. The record is from the annotation of a GenBank genome assembly.
AUGAAGUUUCUCAAAGGAUUCAGCGGAGAUGCCAAGGUGAUGUAUGAACAGGCAAGUCAAGUGGCAAAUGACGCUGUUAGUAGCAUCCGAACUGUUGCAUCAUUUUGCGCAGAAUCAAAGGUUAUGGAUAUGUAUCGAAAGAAAUGUUCAGGGCCAGAAAAACAAGGUGUUCGUUCGGGGCUUGUAAGUGGCGCAGGAUUCGGCUUCUCUUUUGUGGCUCUAUAUUGCAUGACUGCUUUUUGCUUCUACAUAGGAGCUGUUCUAGUGCAGCAUGAUAAAGCCACUUUUCAAGAGGUUUUCAAGGUUUUCUUCAGUUUAACUAUAACAGCAGUUGGCAUUUCUCAGUCUAGUACUUUGGCACCAGACACUAAUAAGGCGAAAGAUUCUGCCGCUUCAAUAUUCAAAAUUCUAGACAGUAAACCUACAAUUGACUCUAGUAGCAAUGCAGGCGAAACAUCAGAAACAGUUACAGGUGAUAUGGAACUUCAACAUGUCUGCGAUUUGCAAUUGCAGAUUGUUAAAAUUCCUCUUUGCAAUAGUGCUAUAGCACUACUAUAA